This is a messenger RNA of Penicillium brevicompactum, 804 nucleotides long. Its product is annotated as FYVE zinc finger domain-containing protein. Gene Ontology annotation, molecular function: phosphatidylinositol-3-phosphate binding; metal ion binding; ubiquitin binding. The record is from RefSeq and is a predicted model, not a curated record. The coding region runs from base 1 to 804 and encodes 267 amino acids. Gene Ontology annotation, cellular component: ESCRT-0 complex. NCBI's taxonomy places the organism in Eukaryota, Fungi, Ascomycota, Eurotiomycetes, Eurotiales, Aspergillaceae. The transcript has 2 exons. Gene Ontology annotation, biological process: protein transport to vacuole involved in ubiquitin-dependent protein catabolic process via the multivesicular body sorting pathway; protein targeting to vacuole.
AUGGCCACUCACGUUAUGACCUCAACCCCGAGUCAGAUCUCUGUCUACGGACAGCCAUCUCCCACCAACUCCGCCAAUAAUUCUGCCACCAAUACGCCCUCCAAUAAUUCCCCCACCUCCCCACGCAUGGCCACCGCCUCGCUGCACCAACUGCCCCUGCAGUCGCGCCAGCUGCGUCCUCUCAAGGGCCCGCUCUACGUCCCCGCCGCCCUGCGUCCAACCGAGCGUCCCCAGAAGUCGUCCCCCAUCACGCCUCCCCGCAGCGUGCACGGCUCCCUCGACAGUCUGAACGAGGACGUCGAGCCCAUCAGUCGUCGCUCCACCAUGGAAAGCCAGUCCAGCGGUAUCAGCCAGGUCGCUCAGCACGAGUUGAUGAAGAUCGAGGAUCUGGGCGAAGUCACCGGUCAACCGACCCGCGAGCACUGGAAAGCCGACUCCGCCUCUUCAAACUGCGACUCCCCAACCUGUCGCUCCUCUUUUGGAAUCUUUCUCCGUCGCCACCACUGUCGUCACUGCGGCCACGUUUUCUGCGCCUCCCACACCCCGCACCUCGUCCCCCUGGAUCAAAACGCCCGCUUCCACCCAGAAGGCGUCCCCUCACGUGCCUGUGAUCUCUGCUGGAGCGCUCACCAGCGCUGGGAGGAAACUCGCUCCGACCGUCUGAAUAAAAUCCAGAAUAACAUGGACGCUCAAGUCGGUGUCUCCGUGCCUGACUCGGAACAUAUUGAGAACCAGGAGUCGAAGGCUCAGUCUACUGAGGUUGCUGCCUCGGUUCCUCGUGACUGGAACUGGAGUACUUUUUAA